Messenger RNA from Sclerotinia trifoliorum, 2828 nucleotides. Lineage: Eukaryota; Fungi; Ascomycota; Leotiomycetes; Helotiales; Sclerotiniaceae. The record is from the annotation of a GenBank genome assembly.
AUAAGUUUUACGUAGCGAUAAAUCGUUAAAUCUUCCGAAAGUUGUGCCAUCAAACAAAUAUCAUUCGCAAUAUUUAACCUUACUACUCCAAAGUUCCCCGCAAUCAAUACCCCUCGGGCAACCGCGUUCAACGCGUCUUCACUUCUUCCUUCAAAUCUUUAAGGUGUACUAAUCAACCACGACGGGGCUUCUCUAAUUCAGAUCCUGAAUUUCUUUAGGUUCUUUUUCCAGCUUGUAAUUUUCUGCUUCUAGUGGGAUGUAACUAUAAAGAUUGGACCUUCAGUGUGCGACGCAGCCAUUGGAAUAUUUUGUCAUGAGCCGUCAUUUGACUCCCCCCAAAAUCGGGUUGCUCGUACUCAUCGAGCUAUACACAGAUGGGAUUGUUUCUACGUCGUCCACAAUAUCUUUACUGUCUUUCAUCCUCGCACAAUUGCUACCAUCAAGCUCCGUCAAGCAACCAGGGAAAGUUUUCGCAACUCCACAGUACCCAAUUCUAGAUCUGGGGACCUUCGAAGCCCUGCUUAAGCAACACAAUGCUGCUUCUGGACAUCCCGGGAGGUCUUUAUGGGAUCACUUCCUUGCAAAGCUAUGGAAAAUCGACAGUCUAGAUGCCUUGCAUGAAUUCUUCGCGAGGCUGGACAAUCUUCUGGCCAAAUCCCGAGAGGAUAUUAAGAAGGAUGGUGAAAUGGGCAUUCCCCCACCUUCAGGGGAUAUGAUAUUACUAUCUCGCAUAUCGCCGAUCGGAAGCUUUUUGCGAAAAGCUCAGAUCGAGUUUGAACGACUAAAGUUCGGUGAUGUGCUACAACUUUGGACGUCUUUCAUGAAAUGGAGGCAACAGUCAAAGGGAUACUGGGCCAGGAGAGGACGUGCAGUCGGAAAUUGGCCUGGGGAUAAAGUUUUAGCAGAAGGAGAGGAGGAAUGGGGCUUUGAUGAGACCGAAACUCUGGCUCAUAUAACCUACGGUGGUUUGGAUGAGGAGGACGCCUCUGGAUCUAUUAGUACAGGUGAUGUGGAAAAGCUCCUCGAAUUUCACGUGGAACAAAUGCAGAGUAAGUCUUUUCGGACCUAGGGCCUGGGCGUUUCUAACAUUUUCAGAACUCGGUACGAGGAUGCCAAUUGAGGUGAAAUCGAAGCUCAAAUCCCUCCUGGACGACAGUAUCAUAACGCCCAGUUUGUCUCACUACUUGACGUUAGUACAUUUUACCCCGUUGCUUUGCUUGUCAUAAACUAAUGAACAAUCAGCUUCCUGGAUGCCUGGAGAUCCGGUGACUACCCUUCAUCCUUCGAUAGUCUUCAUCGAUACUUUGACUACACGAUGCAAAACCGAGACCGAUUGUUCUAUCAAUAUGCCCUCAUGAACCUUGCUGUUCUUCAAGCUGAUUUUGAAUGUUACGACGAAGCGGUGGCUGCCAUGCUGGAGACAGUCUCUACCGCAAGAGAGAACAAGGACAUGGCGUGUUUGAAUUUUGCUUUAAACUGGUUAUAUCAUUUCGGGAAGUCACAUCCGAACAUCAUUGAAAGCUCCGGCUCAACGAGUAUGCUUGGCGUUGAGAAGGAAGGUCUUGCAUUCCUACGGAUAAAAGCCAAAGAGACUGGUAUGUGGACACUCUGGAGCUCUUCACUGCUCAGCGAGGCAAAGUUGACACUGUCAAAUGGGGAGAGUGUGGCGACUGCUUUUGAGGGGAUACUUAAGAGCUCUCAUUUAGUGACCGAAAAAGGUAUGAAGAGUAUGAUGGGACCACAAACCGCCAUGCAGUCUUCUUUAUGGGGCCGCUUAGGGGUAGUUUGCCUCUCCAAGCAGUAUAGUGAGAUAUUUCUUCGAUGCCAUGCUAGGUACGGCCUAUUUGAUGACACUUUGAGAAUCACCUGUAGGAUAGCACACUAUCUGAUGGAACGUGGUUCUUAUGAACAAGCAGCAGAGAAGCUGGAAGGCUUGGAUUCCAACUCUUUACGCUCAUGGAAAGCUAACCAAUACUGGCUAAGAUAUCGUGGGAUACUACGUCUUAAGAAUGAUCUACAUACCAAUAAUUUAGAAGGAGCCGACCACAUUCUGUCUCAGCUGCUUCAAUGCGACGGCCUCGAAGCGGACUCGGAUCUUUCCUUUGAAAUCAGCACCCUUCAUGUCGACUACCUCAUUCGUCGAGCAGAUUUUGGCGCUGCGCUGUCGAAAAUGGAGCAGCUUGCCUCCUCGCUAAAAGAACAAGGAGAUGAUAUUAAUUUGCGAAUCAAGAUACUGACGAUGAAAGCUCUUUUACAAAGUAGGACUGGUCGUCCAGAGAAAGGCUUUUCCGUAGCGGUUCGUGCAGCAAGUAUAGCAUGGCGAGCACGCUUGAUGCCAGCGCUCUGGGCUGCCAUGGCAGCCGUGGCAAAUAUUUUGGUUGCACUGUUUGAGUUCCAAGCUGCCUGUCAAAUCGUCACUGCUAUUAUUCCUAGGGCUUUGGAAUGCGAAAAUUGCACACUUAGCGCCCAGCUCUAUUCUUGCCUCGCAGAUUCAUUCAUGGGAUUGGCAGGCCAAGCAGCAGCAGGCGACCCAAAAAGAAGCGAGAACCUAACAAAAGCCUUGGACUUUCUUGAUAGAGCUUUCAAAGAGUCCUGUGCCAUCAGGGAUAUCAAUGGGCAAUGUGAAGCGCGAGCUAAAAAGGCCAUGGUGAUGAUGGCUGUUGGUGACAAGACUCUGGCGAAUGAUUAUGCUUCUUCUUUCUUAGGCCUUGAGCAGCAGAGAGAUACAGUGCGUCUUUGAUGUACAUGUUUGGGUCCAUAGUCAGAGAAUCAAGUAUGGGCCGGUCGAAGCUUGGUGUAAGAAAAGUCAUAAUGCAAAUGAUGGGAAG